AUGGAUCAAAAGGUGACUAUAGGGGAUUUGCAGCUAGAAUCUGGGGAUGGAAGAUAUCCCAAUCAAUACCCUAACAAGUUUCAAUGUCACAGCAUCAAUUGUGUGCUUCUUAAUGUCAACUCCAAAAGUUUCACCCGACCAUUAGCCCAGCUAUACUUCACAGAUUUCCAACAUAACUCAUUGAUUAGCCCUCAAGGGUCUAGUGAUUUUGAAUUCAGCUUGGGGAAUGAGAUACUUGUCCACCAUCAGGUUCUUGCUGGACAAAUGCAGUUUCGAAAAUAUAAGGCGUUAUGUGCCGAUCAACUACGAUAUUUCAUGAGCUUUGGUACCAAAGAAUAUGAUUCCACCCGCGAUGUGGAGAGAGAUCCAAGUCAUGAAGGAACGUUGAAACGGCUAUCACAAGACCGGGAUAAUUUCUUCAACUACCAAAGCAUGGCGUAUAACUACCAUUUCGGGUUGUUUUGUAACAUUGUAAUUAGCAAUUUGAAAUCGUACCAAGGGGUCUUGGAGUGUGAUAUCGAAUCAUUAACGGUAAUUGGAGACAGAUGUUAUGGCUGGACCCCUACCACCGAACAGCAACUAGUGAAUAAAUAUGGAUCGUCAAUAAUCGAAGUGAUGAGAUAUUAUUUGGCAUUGGCUGGAAAGAAAUAUUUAAAAGAAAAUCAACGAUACUUGAAGAAAGCAGUACCCACAACAUUAUUACCAUCAUGGCUACAGCCUCCCGUUAGUAUUGCAGAAGAGUCGCAUAGUAUGAUGGAUAUAGAACUCGAUAAGGUUUACAAUUCUGGUGGAAAUAAUACUGCCAAUGGAACUACAAUAAAACCGUUAAAGAAAGAUACUUUGCGGAAAUUGGAUGAGUUAGAAAAAGAUGAUUGUGGCAGCGAUAAUGAAAGUGAUAUCCUAGAAAUCAGCGAGGAUGAAAUAAAUAGGUCUUUGGUGACGGGAAGCCAAGAGUUCCAAGAUUUUGCGACCAUUGCUCCAGGGGAUAUUCAACAGAUCAAGAAUGAUCCUGAUUCACUUGAAGAAAACAAGGAGUAUAUUAUUAGAGGCAAAAUUGUGGAUUUUAAUCAUGACAGCGAGGUGAUUGCUUAUAAAGAUAGUAUUACGGAUAUUCCAAAAUUGAAAACCGUGAAGAUUCUAAUUACUGAUGCGUUCAACGGUGACGAAUGUGAUAAAGAAGAUCUUGUCCAAUUUGAGAUCUGCGAUUCUAAUACUCUUGAACUCGAACUCGAUGCGAUAGAGGAUAUUUUGGAGUUUUUUGAAGUUACAGAGAUCGAAGAACUUUACGUGAAGCAAAGCGAGUUGGUGAAGAAAGUGGAUUCACUUAUCGAGCGGAGUUUUAGUGCGGCACAUUUACAUCAAAAAAUUGAGUUUAAAGUGUAUAAAAAGCCACAUAAAUCGUUGGGUUAUUCAUGGGGAGUUCGUGGUCUCAAAAUGGGCCUAUUGGGAUGA
This is a messenger RNA of Saccharomycopsis crataegensis, 1452 nucleotides long. RefSeq lists its product as uncharacterized. The transcript has a single exon. The record is from RefSeq and is a predicted model, not a curated record. Bases 1 to 1452 code for a protein of 483 amino acids. Lineage: Eukaryota; Fungi; Ascomycota; Saccharomycetes; Ascoideales; Saccharomycopsidaceae.